This is a messenger RNA of Bombina bombina (fire-bellied toad), 1128 nucleotides long. RefSeq names its product LIM homeobox 8 (gene LHX8). NCBI's taxonomy places the organism in Eukaryota, Metazoa, Chordata, Amphibia, Anura, Bombinatoridae. The transcript is spliced from 9 exons. Gene Ontology annotation, molecular function: DNA-binding transcription factor activity, RNA polymerase II-specific; RNA polymerase II transcription regulatory region sequence-specific DNA binding. Gene Ontology annotation, biological process: neuron differentiation; forebrain neuron development; regulation of transcription by RNA polymerase II. The record is from RefSeq and is a predicted model, not a curated record. Bases 1 to 1128 code for a protein of 375 amino acids. Gene Ontology annotation, cellular component: nucleus.
AUGUAUUGGAAGAGUGAGCAGAUGUUUUUAUGUAAACUGAAAGACAAGGAUAUUCCUGCUCUUGGUGUCUCAUCUGAAAAGUUUUCUACUCUCAUGUCUGAAGAUUGUGGGGGAGCUCCUUUGGCAAUGGGGAGGAGCCGAAAAAGUGAAGGGACCCUGGGGAGUCCUGGUGCAGUACUAGAUGAUGACUCCUGUUCUUCAUCAUCUCCUCUGUCUCCUGCAUCUUCAUCCUCACCUCAUUCAAUGCCAACAUCUGGUAUCACCCAGGGAAAAACAAUGUGUAGCAGUUGUGGCAUGGAAAUCUUAGAUAAAUACCUUCUCAAGGUAAAUGAUUUGUGUUGGCAUGUCCGCUGCCUGUCCUGUAGUGUAUGCCGGACAUCACUGGGAAGGCAUACAAGCUGCUACAUCAAAGAUAAAGACAUAUUCUGCAAACUUGAUUAUUUCAGACGGUAUGGAACACGCUGUUCUCGGUGUGGUCGGCACAUCCACUCCACAGAUUGGGUCAGAAGAGCGAAGGGAAAUGUAUAUCACUUGGCUUGCUUUGCGUGCUAUUCUUGCAAGAGACAGCUCUCCACAGGAGAGGAAUUUGCUUUGGUGGAAGAAAAAGUUCUAUGCCGAGUACAUUAUGACUGUAUGCUAGAUAACCUAAAGAGAGCAGUAGAAAAUGGGAAUCGUGUUAGUGUAGAAGGAGCUUUGUUGACUGAGCAGGAUAUUAAUCAACCCAAGCCAGCGAAAAGAGCUCGCACGAGUUUCACAGCUGACCAACUCCAAGUUAUGCAAGCACAGUUUGCACAAGAUAACAACCCAGAUGCACAAACCCUACAGAAAUUGUCAGAAAGGACAGGCCUCAGCAGACGUGUAAUACAGGUUUGGUUUCAGAACUGUAGAGCACGUCAUAAGAAACAUGUUAGUCCCAAUCAUUCGUCAACCGCUCCAAUUACGGCUGUUCAAUCCUCUAGGCUGUCACCACCAAUGUUAGACGAUAUGACUUAUUCUGCAUACGUACCUCAGGAUGGGUCAAUGUUGACCGCUUUACAUAGUUAUAUGGAUGUGCAUUCUCCAUCAGCCCUUGGUCUUCAGUCGUUGCUGCCUCACACUAUGACACAAUUGCCCAUAAGUCAUGCAUAA